CAGAGGGAGAGGCACAUCACCCAUCGGAGACGGAUGGAUGACAAGAGGAAAAAUAGCGAGUUGUUUACAGGAGAGCAGGUCAUGUUUUUUCUCCAUUCCGGAAGUAGGUGCUGCGUUGGUUCAAUCUCAAAGCCGACCAUUUCGAGGAGGAAAAUCAGCGCCAGCAGUAUCAUCAUCACCACCAUCUAUCUGAUCCAAUAAUCAAUGCCAUUACUGCUGUAUAAUUGCUCUCGGAUGCGAAGACAUCUUCAUGCGUCUCCCCCCUCUCUCUCUCUAAUUAGAAAAAUCGCAGGGUGCCUGUAUUAUUCUGACUCUCAUUGACAUUCGCUGUUGCCUACCAUAUUCUUUGGCUUGCCAUGAAAUGCUGAUGGACAUCGAGUGAAGAUGGGAAACACGGGGCUUUCGGGUGUUUUUUUGUUGCCAUAUUUCCAGCUAGGCUCCUGAAAAUGCAAAUGAAAAGGAUUGUGUUUUUGAUCUCGACGUGGAUUGUCGGGAGGAAUGGGACGGAUUCUUCGUGGAUCAACCAGAAGCGUUGCAGAAAGGAGAUGAAAUAGAAAAAGGGACCAUGAUCUGACGCUUGGGAUGCUAUAGUGAGGGACAAUAAGAAAAAAAAAUACAUGAUAUAAAAUCACGUCUAAAUCAAACUUCCAUUUCAUCUUCCGCAUCCCUUUUUUUGGAUUAUGAUUCUUGACAAGAGUCCCAGAUGUGACUGUAUGGAUGGCAUGUCGUUGUAUUUUAGAUCCCAUCUUAUAUUCCCUGGCUCUGUGUUGCUCUCUCCUCCACUCGUCCACUCUCUCGCAGUCUUCUGCUUUGGGUAGCAAAACAUGUAGGCUAUUUUUUGCUGCAAGCCCAGAGCUACUGAUGAUGUGUCGUUCAGAUCAACAGUGAAGAAAAUGGACUGUCGAAACCAAGCCGUAUAAUAAGUUAUACGGUUUUCUGGGGUGCGGUGGAAGAUACAAGACAGUAUUUGCUGAGUUGUUUGAGUAAUGAAUAUUGAAAGAGCGUGUCGGCCAGCCGAAAGGGAAAAUCUUUCAUCCGCAUUGGCUUAGACACACAUGCCAUCAGUGGGGCAACAACCAAAACGAGCUCCUUUAUUUCUUAGCUUUGGCUCUCCAAUUAACAGUAACAGUGAUGGUAUUCGACAGCUACAAUGAAAAUAAAAUCAUCUGACCUGUUGUAAUAAUAAUAAUAAUAAUAAUAAUAAUAAUAAUAAUAAUAAUAAUAAUAGAAGAGAAAGACAAAAACAAACAUUUCCCCUACGGCAUUUAUUUCAUUUUGACUGAUUCUUUAUGUAGCCAAACAUGUUCAAGUAUCGGAUACGCAUGUUUUUUAAUGAACUGAAAGUCCUGGUUUUUAUGCGAUCCGAUUCGAGACAGUCCGGCUCAGACGUAGAUAGACGGUCCACCACCAUGCGAGGUCUGGGGAUGGGCGGCUGCGGCUGGCCGCCCUUCGUCGACUGCCAUUCCCGGGAUGAUGAGGAGGAGUACUACGGCAGCGACCCGCGGCCCCGGAGCCUGGCUUUUGAGGACAAGGAGCCCAAGCUGCAAGUGGGCCUGGACGCCGUGUCUCUGGCCAGCACCGCCAGCAGCCUGCGGACCCCCCAAUGUCGGAUCUGUUUCCAAGGCCCAGAGCAGGGUGAGCUGUUGAGCCCCUGUCGCUGUGACGGCUCCGUGCGUUGCACCCAUCAGCCCUGCCUCAUCCGCUGGAUCAGCGAGAGAGGCUCCUGGAGCUGUGAGCUCUGCUACUUCAAGUACCAGGUCCUGGCUAUCAGCACCAAGAACCCACUGCAGUGGCAGGCCAUUUCUCUGACAGUGAUAGAGAAGGUGCAGAUUGCUGCCAUCAUUCUGGGUUCCCUGUUCCUCAUCGCCAGCAUCUCCUGGCUCAUCUGGUCCUCCCUCAGCCCCUCUGCCAAGUGGCAACGCCAGGACCUGCUCUUCCAAAUCUGCUACGGCAUGUACGGUUUCAUGGAUAUCGUCUGCAUAGGCCUUAUCAUUCAUGAAGGCUCAUCAGUGUACCGAAUCUUCAAACGAUGGCAAGCUGUCAAUCAGCAGUGGAAAGUACUGAACUAUGAGAAAUCAAAGGACUUGGGGGACCCGCUCAGCUCCAGCAGCAAGACGGGGGGCCGCGGCUCUCGCAGUAACCCCCACGGCCUGGGCAGCAGCAGCGGAGGGCGACAGAGCAGGAGGCUAAGAACUAUUCUGAACCACCACUGUGGAUACACCAUCUUGCACAUCCUGAGUCAGCUGCGGCCCAACGACCCUCGGAUCAGCGCCGCGGCCAACCGGGAGGUGGUGAUGAGGGUCACCACCGUAUGAGUGCAACUAGGCAUGUGCGAGGGGAUAUACCGAGCCUGUGUGUCCCAAUGUAAAUGAGUGGAGGGACUUAAGGACCUAAUAUCAAGUACUAAAGACUCAUGUAGGCAAGAGGAGCCCUGUGAGGACGAGCUGAGAGAUGCCCGGAGCAUCAACAGACAGCGCACACAUGAGGAUUUCUCCUCUUGUUUCGUAUCACAGAGGAAGCCAGAUGCUCCUUUUCAAUAAUUAAAGAAACUGACGACGAUAAUGAUGAAAAAGUAUUAAAGACAUCAAACGUGAAAUGUGAGGGUGGGGAUCGGGGAGUGUAAACAGGCUUUAUAACCUAAUCCAAGGUGAUGACAAGUUUUUUCCAGUUCAAUAUCAGGAUGCACAGAGACAUUUUUUGGUUUGUUUUGUUUGAUCCUCUCGUUUUGAUUUGUAUCUAUUCUUUUUGUUGUUUUUUUUACUCACUUUGAUUUUGUACGGAUGUAUGAUUUUAGAGGAAAUCAUGUAACUCCAUACAUGCCAAGCAUUUCCAAUCAGCUAUGUAUAAUGAUCUUAAAGUUUCUACAAGGUAACUGAUGCUGAUCAAUAGACCGAAAACUGAAAAACAACACACCACAUACAAACAUGAAACACAGACGUGACUACAAAACAAUAAGUCAUUACAAGUUAGAAAGUAAAAAAAAAAAAAAGAAAAGAAGAAAUCAAGAAGA
This is a messenger RNA of Myripristis murdjan (pinecone soldierfish), 3010 nucleotides long. It is a transcript of the gene marchf9, whose product is annotated as membrane-associated ring finger (C3HC4) 9. NCBI's taxonomy places the organism in Eukaryota, Metazoa, Chordata, Actinopteri, Holocentriformes, Holocentridae. Gene Ontology annotation, molecular function: zinc ion binding; ubiquitin-protein transferase activity. Gene Ontology annotation, biological process: protein ubiquitination. The record is from RefSeq and is a predicted model, not a curated record.